AUGGCAAACAUUAUCUGCCAGUCACGUGACUGUGAUGUCUAUUGUCUGGAGUUGGAUGAAUUGGAUGGUUUACAGAUAGUGGUGAAAGGUCAUAAAUAUGACAAUGUUAACAAAGACUUAAACGAUCACAGCGGAAGCAUCAGUAACACAGAAACAUGCAUGAUUCAAUCUGCACAAAAUUUUAAAUAUUUUCCAUCAAUUUCACAAGCUGAAAAAUCAAAAGGUGGUGUAGAAAAUAUAACUAAACAAACAACUCCCUCAAAUACCAAGCAGACGGAACGAAGAAGAAAUCAGUUACAGCGAUGUUUAUUUACAAAUAACAGACCUGCAACACAUUUGCAACCCGAAAUUCACUGUGCCCACUUGAAAAUACAUGAGUGGUGUCAAAACGUUAAAUCAUCAACCAAUGGUGAUAACAUACUGACGCUUCCAUCAACUUCUAUCACAACAAGUGCAACUCAACAAAUGUGUUCUAUCGUUCCUAAAACAACACUUCCGUCAACUGGUGUUAUCGCCAACACGAUACAAAGGUCUUCUAGCAUUGCAAAUACGACAGUCGGAUCAAGUCUAACUCCGAAAAACUUAUUUGACCAAGAAAUAACGCAGUGUUUACCUUUAUUAGACUCUGAAAUCAUGCCAACAACUCUGGAAAACUUUGUCGACCACAAGACAACAAAGUGUUUACCUUUAUUAGACUCAAAAGUCAUGCCAACAACUCCGGAAAACUUUGUCAACCACGAAACAACACAUUAUGUACCUCCUGUUGACCUUAAAAACAUGUCAGACUCACUAUCAAACUCUGGUGGCUUAAAUAAUCCACGAGCAUCAUCUAAUGUCAACACUCAGUCAUCAGUUUCUUCCAAUGUAAACCAAAAACAUCAUUCUACACGUCAUUCAUUUGGCUCAAAUAUAUACUCAUCGUCAACUCAUCUUAGUGCCAAACCACGUCGACCAAAUAUUAAACCGAGACCAACUUGUGUUGGUUGCAACAUGACACAGCCAACUUCUGGUAUUAAUUGUAAUACAACUGUAUCAUCUAAUAGUGGUCGUCGUGAUGUACAUUCCAAAUGUCAAGCCGACACUGAUUCAAGUGAAUGUAAUAAAGGCAAGAAGCUGUCUAGUCUUAGGAAUUAUCUAGACCGUCCCUAUAACUGUUCGACAUGUUUAAGUAGGUUUAUACGGAAGUACGACUUAGACAGACAUACGAGGAUGCAUUCAGGUAAUAAGGCUUAUCAAUGUCAAGAUUGUGGAAAGAAGUUUCCCGAGAACUAUCGUUUACAAUCUCAUCGCAAGAGACAUAAAAGUUCAUAUCAGUCUGAAUGUCCCGUCUGUGGAAAACUGUUUCUCAAACAUUUGACUCUAAAAACUCAUAUGAAAAUACAUAAGUGGCGUGAAAGUAUUUAG
This is a messenger RNA of Mytilus trossulus (common blue mussel), 1404 nucleotides long. RefSeq names its product zinc finger protein Gfi-1b-like. Gene Ontology annotation, molecular function: DNA-binding transcription factor activity, RNA polymerase II-specific. Bases 1 to 1404 code for a protein of 467 amino acids. Gene Ontology annotation, biological process: regulation of transcription by RNA polymerase II. The record is from RefSeq and is a predicted model, not a curated record. Lineage: Eukaryota; Metazoa; Mollusca; Bivalvia; Mytilida; Mytilidae. Gene Ontology annotation, cellular component: nucleus. The transcript has 2 exons.